Messenger RNA from Pseudocercospora fijiensis CIRAD86, 444 nucleotides. RefSeq lists its product as uncharacterized. The transcript has 4 exons. Bases 1 to 444 code for a protein of 147 amino acids. NCBI's taxonomy places the organism in Eukaryota, Fungi, Ascomycota, Dothideomycetes, Mycosphaerellales, Mycosphaerellaceae. The record is from RefSeq and is a predicted model, not a curated record.
AUGUUCCUCCGCCUGAAAGUCAACGGACCGCUCGGAUGGGACGACACUGCGUGCGGAAUUGCGACAAUCUUUGGCGUGACGCAGUCGUGCGUUACUCUUGCCGCCGUCCACGAGGGCCUUGGACAUACACAAGACAACCUUUCGACCGAGCAACUCGACCUAUUAUUCAUCCUCUUCUGGAUUGGCAACCAGUUCUACAUCGCUGCCAUGGCCUGUGCUACGCUCUCAAUCUCGCUACUCAUCUGCCGAAUCGCGUGGGCUCGGCACCAUCUCGUCCUAGGCUACUCCAUAGCUGGUGCCAUCGAAUCCUACCGCCAAUCUGAAGCAGUGAGGAGGAGAUCAUUGGAUGAUGAGGAAGAGGGCAAGGAGCGUGCGAGAGCGACAAUUCAGCAGACGACCGAAGUUGAGGUCUAUUAUGAGAAAGCCGGCCCUGCAGGGAAUUAA